AUGGUGUCAAAGUCGCCCAGCUCGGUGUCUGGUACGGCGGAGAAGAAGUCGAGGAAGGCUGUGCCGCCUCUAGAUGCCCCGGGAAGUCCGCCUCUCGCCGAGGAGACACCAGCACCGAAGGAGACCGAGGUAGCAGCUGUACCAAAUCCUGAGCCGGUCACUGCCACGGCCGUCGUGCCGGUUUCUGGACCAUCCAGCGAUACCUCCUCCUCGGACUGGGCAUAUGGCGCGGAAGGCGGAGCCCAUGUCGUCUUUGUCUACACCGGUACCUCGCCCAAAUAUAUCGGCAAGCUGCUCCGGAUCCGCAAGAUCAGCACGCAUCGGGAUGACCCGCUCGAAGAAAGCUCGGCCGUCUGGCGGCACCAGCUGCUUCCGCGAGUACUACCGUCGACUUUACUCGUGGAAGCGGGCGCGGUUGAGAUGGACGGAGAAUGGCUGCGGGAGCUGCUGGGUCGCGCGGAGGGGUCUCGCGCGGAAGAGAGGAAGAAGGCGGGUGGCUUGAUCAAGGAGAUCGGCGAUAGUCCGAGGGUGAGCAUGAUGGAGAACCUGCGGAUGGUUCCGGGCGGCUCAGCGGGGAAGCGAGUCUUAGCGGUCGAGAUCAAGCCGAAAUGGGGCUUCUUGCCUUCCGCAUCCUUCAUCUCUCCUCCCGAGGCCGCAGCCAUCAAAUCCCAGAUCGGCCGCUACACCCUUCAUCAACACUACCGCGGCAAAUCCACCGGGGAGGGUUCUUACGACCCUCUCGACCUGUUCUCUGGCGAUGAGGGGCGGAUCAGCCACGCUCUGGCUGGACUCUGGGGUAUCUGGAGGGAGACUGGCGGGCAAGCAAACAGCUUCAGGGUGUUUGUCGAUGGGAACAUUGUACAUCCAGACGAGGUGAGUCAGCUCUCGCGACCAGCACUUCUGCAGCUCACUGCGCCUAUCCUCAUCCCUCUCCUACGCAAGUCCGAUGCGCUACCCAUCCUCCGGAAACUACAAGCCAGCCUCGAUCCAACCGACAUCUCGGACAUCGUCGCGCGAUACCGCUCCGCCCAUCCGGACACUGAGCUAUUCGACGAGUCCACCGUCCCCGAUAUCCGGCCCGACGAGCUCAUCGCUUUCACCACCAAGUACCUCGCCGACCCUGAUGCCGGAUCAGCCUCGGACAGCUGGACGCUCCGAGAACGCAUCAUCGCCUACUCCCUCUCCGCCAUCUUCAAGGAUUGCUCCAUCAUCGUCCGUGCGGUUCUCGCGCCUGGCUCGGAAGAAGGGUGGACGAUCGAGGAUGAGGGGUCUACAGUGAAGCUACUGGACCUGGACUUGAAGCCGCUGAAAAUGCGUCACUGGGCAGAGCUGGAUGAGAAGAUCUGGAAGCAUUGGGCGGAGACGAAAGGG
Dioszegia hungarica is the source of this 1371-nucleotide messenger RNA. RefSeq names its product inositol-pentakisphosphate 2-kinase. Gene Ontology annotation, cellular component: nucleus. Gene Ontology annotation, molecular function: inositol-1,3,4,5,6-pentakisphosphate 2-kinase activity; ATP binding. The transcript is spliced from 3 exons. Gene Ontology annotation, biological process: inositol phosphate biosynthetic process. The annotation marks the transcript as partial. NCBI's taxonomy places the organism in Eukaryota, Fungi, Basidiomycota, Tremellomycetes, Tremellales, Bulleribasidiaceae. The record is from RefSeq and is a predicted model, not a curated record.